AUCGAAUGACAAAAAAAAGGUAAGCAUCUCAUAGGUUAUUUGAAUUGAGGUCGAAGGGGAGAUUUGGGGUCGGUUGGAUUUUUAGAGUUUUUUUGUUGUUACCCUUAGAUAACUUCUCCUCCUCUCCUCGUCCUUUGUGUCCUUUGAGGUGAAAGGUAAAAGGUUGUCGGGAAAAUUGUUCUAAAAAAAUGGAGAUCAACUCAUCAGUGGAAAAAGUUACUUCCAAUUAAUCGUCUUCUCUGCAAACUAACUAACUGAUUAAAUUGUUUCGCCCCAAUAAUGUACAUCAAUUUAAAGUCUUUAAAUGUUACUGAUUGUUCAACAAUUAGAUAUCAAUGUGUUUCCAUUAAUCAGAAAAUCAGUGACAUCAAGAAGGAUUGUUUCAAAUUGUUCAAUUGUGAUCAUGAUUCUCGGAUUAGACUUUUUUUUCAUGGUAAAGAGUUACGAGAUUCACUUACUUUACUUGAUUAUGGAAUAAAAAUUAAUGAGAUUGUUCACUUUUGUACUCAAAAAGUUGACAAUCAAAUUAAAUCAGCUGAGAACAAGGAAAACAGUGAAAAGGACAAAUUAUCAUCAGAUGAUGAUUUAAAUGUGACAAGUGAUGUAAAUGAGCACAAUGAUUAUACCAAAAUUGAGAGAGAUGAUUACUAUUCAAUUGGUGAUCAUGUUGAUUGUCUUCACCCCGAUAUUGGUGCUUGGUUUGAGGGACGAAUCGUUGAUCUAUUUCGUUCCGUUGGGAUCAAUCAAACGAUUUAUGAGAUCAAAUUUUGGAAAUCAUCUUUACCAGAGACAGUUAAGGUUAACAUUAACGGAAGACCUCAAUCAAAUCAACAGAUCAGAUUAAGUGAAAUUAAACCAGGAGAUUUACUUUUAGCCAAUAGUAAUCUAACUAAUCCAGGCCAAUUGGGCUAUUGGUACGAUUACCUGAUUACCAGUGUAAAUAUUAAGAGGAAAUUAGUCCAAGGGAUACUUUUUAUCGGCGAUAAGGUCACACUGGACGAUCAUCGUUUAACUGGUAAUUCGGUUUUCUAUGUGACCCAAGGCAAUUUACCAUCAGUAGAGAGAAACAAUCGCCAAGCCAAAUUGAUCGCCAAUGGGUCAGAGAAGAAAAGAAUCACAUUAAGUGAAUGUUCAAAUUGUUCCGAUGAUCCUGAUUCUCUUUGCACUGAGUGUUCGUGUAAAUUUUGUGGAUCUAAAGGUGACCCUGAGAAGCAGAUUGUCUGUGAUGAAUGUAACAAUGUUUUCCACCUUUGGUGUUUACCCCAAGCCCUUGAAUCUCUUCCGCCGGAAGAUGAAGAUUGGUAUUGUUAUAAGUGUAAGAAUACAGAUGCCGUUGACAUUGAGAUGAAAGAAGAAGCCUCUAGAUUGGCUAAAGGGUUGAAAAGGAAAAGGAAAUCACCUUCAACCUCAUCAACUUCCAGUGCAAUCAAUUUGAAAGAAGCCGAUGACAAUGUUAACACUAAUAGCACUUCAUCACAUCAAACCCUCUCUUCCGGACAGCUAUUAGCUAAUUGGGGCCGGGGUAUCAGUUGUAUUGGACGAACAAAAGUUUGUGAGGUUGUACCCAAGUACCAUUUCGGUCCAAUCCCUGGAGUUCCUGUUGGAACAAUUUGGCGAUUUCGAUUUCAGGCCUCAGAGGCUGGUGUUCACACUCCUUUGGUCGCUGGAAUUCAUGGUAAACAAUCAAUCGGUGCCUUUUCAAGUUUUUGCUGUGGGUACGAGGAUGAUAUUGACCUGGGCGAGGAAAUUUAUUUCACUGGUUCGGGUGGCAAAGAAUCAUCAGCAAGUAAAUGUCGAGUUGGUGGACCACAAAUAAAAGAUCAACAAUUAACUCGAUGUAAUAAAUCUUUGGCUAUUAAUUGUUAUGCUCCAUUUUCGGAUGAAGGCGCUAAUUCAGGUCAAAAUUGGAGAUUAGGUAAACCGGUGAGAGUUUUAAGAAGUGGAAAUGCUCGAGGGUCAACUAAAAAAUCUCCCUAUUUACCUAAACUUGGUGUUCGAUAUGAUGGAAUCUACAAAGUGGUCAAAUAUUGGUCGGAAAGGAAGACAAAUGGCCUGUUAAUUUGGAGAUAUCUUCUGAGACGGGAUGAUGAGGCGCCUUCGCCAUGGACGAAAGAAGGUAAAAGAAAAAUUCGAAAGCUCGAAUUAUCUCUCAUCGAACCUCCAGGUUAUGUUGAGAGUCUUUCAGCCAAUCCCACAAAUCGAAAACGUAAAAGAUCAACAAACAAAUCAAUCGAUUGUAAUUACGAUCAACAAUUUAAACGAAGUAAAAUUGUUCCAUACAAAGUACCUUCAACAAUCGUCGAGUUAAUUAAUCAAGAUACGAAAAACUGUCACCUCUGGGAAGAAAUAAUCAAAUCAGCUCUCGAAGGAGAAAAGGCUUUUCUCUGGCGAGUUGAAGAGUCAUUCAGAUGUUCCUGUUGCUUGGACAUUGUGGUCAAGCCAAUUACAACAUUCUGCUCGCAUAAUAUUUGCCAGGAAUGUUUCAAUCACUCAAUGAAAUCAUCAGUUUCAACAUGUCCAAUUUGCAGAGCCGAGUUAAUUAACAAGACUAAACCUGAAGUUAAUCAUUGUCUUGAUCAAAUCUUGAUUAAAUUAUUCCCUGAUUACCAUGAGAAAUCAACACAACCACCACCGUCAAUGGAUCCGUGAAAUUAUCAAUAUUAAUUAUCUUUUCUUCAUCCAUUUAAUUAACCAUAUGAUUAACACUUCAAUUCCGUUAAUCAACCUGCAAAUUAAUCAAUCAGAUCUUAUUAUUUUGUUAUUUUCGAUACAACAAUUAACAAAUAAAUCGUUUGUUAGCAUCAUCAUAAUCAACUUCGUUCCUUUAGUUUCUAUUUACCGGAAAGCGAAUAAUUUUCAAUUAAUUAGAUUAAUCAACGAUUAACUUGAUUAGCGAAAGAAUCGCUUCUCGAUUUGAAUAACUUUCUAUUGGUGUUUUCGAUUUCAGGUCAAAUUGUUGUAUCGAAAAUCGUAUUAAUUUUUUGAGAGAAAAUGAUCAAUCAGAUUAUUAUGAUUAUCCAACAUAAUCAAUUGUUUAAUUGAUUCAGUUUCUGAUUGUCAAUCAAACUUUCAAAUGAUCACCUGUAUUUAUUUGUAACAAUUUAAUUGUUUACAUGUCGAUUGUUACACAAUUGAAGGUCAGAAAUUAAAUUGUGAUCAUUAUUAAAGUGAUAUUUUAAUUGUCACAUUGUUUUUCAACAAUUCUUAACUAUUAGCUAAUUCAAUUGAAAAUAUUUUCUGCUGAUCAAUUGAUUAUCGGUAAUCACCUUUUUCCACUAAUCAAUUUACUCAUUUGAUAGAAAAAUAAAUUGUCCAAUUUGAUAAUUUCAAUUGUUAUUUUCGAUUCAACAAUCAAAUCUAAUUGUGGUAAACCUGAACACCAAUGAUCAUCAAAUUGUAAUUAUGUCAACUAAUGAUCACUCCUACAAUUAGUGUAACAAUUAAGUGCUCAUCGAAUUGUUUAUAAAUAGUAAAUACUUAGACAAUUGUAAGAUCACAAUUAGCCAACAAUCAACGAGAAGAAAACAAUUAAUUGAAAGAAAGUGAAAAGAUGAUAUUAAAUCAACAGCAAACAAUUUAUUUGAUCACAUUUUUAAUUGUAAUUGCUUUUUGUUCAAUUAAUUGUAACCCAAUUAACCAAAUCAAUGUAACCAACGGUCUAAUUGGAUCUGAUGAUCAACUAAAUCAACAACCAAUCAACGAAACUGUGAUUAAAUCUCGACAUCAUCAUUGGAUGUCCGAUGGUUAUGGUUAUGGUUAUGGUUACGGUUACGGUUAUCCAGUUAUGCCAUUAAUGGGUUUUAAUUACUUCUGGUAAUCACCAAACAAUCAACUGAUUAUCCAUGUUAAUAUGAUUAACAAUAAAUUGUAAUUUGUGUCCAUCUAAAUUGUCAAUCAAAUUGUAAAGUUAAAAAUGUAACAAUUUUAAAAAAUAAACGAAAAUCAAACAACAAUUAAGACAAACAAUCUAA
This is a messenger RNA of Panonychus citri (citrus red mite), 3971 nucleotides long. RefSeq names its product E3 ubiquitin-protein ligase UHRF1-like. Lineage: Eukaryota; Metazoa; Arthropoda; Arachnida; Trombidiformes; Tetranychidae. Gene Ontology annotation, biological process: negative regulation of gene expression via chromosomal CpG island methylation; protein ubiquitination. Gene Ontology annotation, molecular function: protein binding; ubiquitin protein ligase activity. The record is from RefSeq and is a predicted model, not a curated record.